CAGCUCGCCCGACCAGACGUAAAGACUACAACGACGACCGACAGCGCACACGCAGAACCUUGACGGCCGAUUGCGACGGUGGAUUGCGACAGGCACAUCAGCAGCCCCGACGACACCAGCGACGUGCGGCGGGGUGGCAUAUAUCGGCUAGACUCUAGAAAACCCAGACCGGGGGGAGGAAGCACACCUUCGCAUCGCGGCAGGGCGGUGCCCGGAGAGACGACGACAUCCCACACCUACUGCCCGCUCCGCGCGCGAUGCAGCCAGAUAUCGAGUUGAACGUCUUGACCGGAAAGGAGGAUUCGCUGGCGCAGGGGAGCACCUGGAGCAUGCGGGAUGCGGGCUACGAUGCGCCGGGCCGGCGGCGGGGGCCGGUGUCGCCCUUCGGCCGCUGGGUCGAGGGCUUCCGGAGGGACCCCAACAGCCGAGCUAAGCGGGCGGACCACCGCCGGGACGGGAUGGGCGGUCCCAUGGACAGGAGGAGCUCGGCCGCCUCGGGGGGUCGCCAUCGCGGCGCCCACUACUUCGACCUGCACGCCGCCAACCUGGGCACCGCGAAUACCAUGCUGUCGAGGGAGCUCAAGGGGAGACACUUGCAGAUGAUUGCCAUCGGAGGCUCAAUUGGUACCGGCCUGUUCGUCGCCUCCGGCAAGGCGCUCUUCCUCGGCGGGCCGGCGUCGGUCUUGAUAGCGUAUACCUUCAUCGGCGUGAUGCUGUACUGCACCGUCCAGGCUCUCGGCGAGCUGGCCGUCGUGUUCCCCGUUGCCGGCUCCUUCUCGGCCUUCUCGACUAGGUUCCUGGAUCCGGCUUGGGGCUUUGCCAUGGGGUGGAAUUACGCAUUGCAGUGGCUGGUCGUCUUGCCCCUGGAGAUCAUGGCGGCGGCCAUAACCAUUGGAUACUGGAACGCCACCAUCGAUAGAGCCAUAUUUGUCACUAUUUUUCUCGUCAUCACCAUCACCAUCAACCUUUUCGGCGUCAAGGGCUACGGCGAGGCCGAGUUUGUCUUUGCCAUCAUCAAGGUGACCGCCGUGGUGGGCUUCAUCCUCCUCGGCAUCGUCAUCAACAUCGGCGGGACCCAGAACGAGGGGUACAUCGGCGGCAAGUACUGGCAGAACCCGGGGGCGUUCCACCACGGCAUCAAGGGCCUCUGCUCCGUGUUCGUGACGGCGGCGUUCGCGUUCGCCGGCACGGAGCUGGUGGGGCUCGCGGCGGCGGAGACGGCGAACCCGCGCAAGUCGCUGCCCACGGCGAUCAAGCAGGUGUUCUGGCGCAUCUCGCUCUUCUACAUUGUGUCGCUGACGCUGGUCGGGCUCCUGGUCCCGUACACGGAGCCGCGGCUGCUGGGGGCCAAGAGCAUCGUGGACGCGUCGGCGUCGCCGUUCGUCAUCGCCAUCGAGAGCGCCGGGAUCGGCGUGCUGCCGAGCGUCAUGAACAGCGUCAUCCUAGUGGCGGUCAUGUCGGUCGGCAACAGCGCCGUGUUCGGCAGCUCGCGCACGCUGGCGGCCCUGGCGGACCAGGGGCAGGCGCCGAGGGUGCUGAGCUACGUGGACCGGCGCGGGCGGCCGCUGGUGGCGAUCCUCGUGGCGUCCAGCCUCGGCUUCCUCGCCUACCUGACCGACAUCGACGAGCAAUCCGACGUGCUCGGCUGGCUGCUCGCCGUGUCGGGCCUGUCGUCCAUCUUCACGUGGGGCAGCAUCUGCCUGGCGCACAUCCGCUUCCGCAAGGCAUGGGCCGCGCGCGGCCGGUCGCUCGACGAGCUGGCGUUCCGGGCGCAGGCGGGCGUGGUGGGGUCGUGGAUCGGCUUCUCGUUCAACGUGCUCGUGCUGGUGUCGCAGUUCUGGAUCGCCGCCUGGCCCGUCGUGACGGGCGGGCCCGACGACCCCCGCACGCCCGGCGCCGUCGCCAAGAGCUUCUUCCUCGAGUACAUGGCCGUGCCCAUCGUCGUCGUCUUCUGGCUGGCCCACAAGCUCUGGUUCCGCACCAGCAUCGUGCGCAUCGAGGACAUGGACAUCGACACCGGCCGGAGGGACUUCAACCUGCCCAUCCUGCUGGCACAGGAGGUCGAGGAGAAGCGCUACUGGCCCAGGUGGAAGAAGGUGUACAGGUUCUUCUGCUGAGGGCGGGCCCCCGAGGGGAGGGAAUUGGUUCGGCCCUUUUAUUUUAAUU
This is a messenger RNA of Phialemonium atrogriseum, 2166 nucleotides long. RefSeq names its product amino acid permease. The record is from RefSeq and is a predicted model, not a curated record. Bases 258 to 2117 code for a protein of 619 amino acids. Gene Ontology annotation, biological process: amino acid transmembrane transport. The transcript is spliced from 4 exons. Gene Ontology annotation, cellular component: membrane. Gene Ontology annotation, molecular function: amino acid transmembrane transporter activity. NCBI's taxonomy places the organism in Eukaryota, Fungi, Ascomycota, Sordariomycetes, Cephalothecales, Cephalothecaceae.